This is a messenger RNA of Liolophura sinensis, 1220 nucleotides long. RefSeq lists its product as uncharacterized. The record is from RefSeq and is a predicted model, not a curated record. The coding region runs from base 1 to 969 and encodes 322 amino acids. Lineage: Eukaryota; Metazoa; Mollusca; Polyplacophora; Chitonida; Chitonidae. Gene Ontology annotation, molecular function: transmembrane transporter activity. Gene Ontology annotation, biological process: monoatomic anion transport; transmembrane transport. Gene Ontology annotation, cellular component: membrane. The transcript has 7 exons.
AUGGCCCUUGUCUGUAUGUUCCCAGAGAAAGGCGGAGUCAGUGGUUCUCAUCGGGAAAUUACUGGAAGUGACGAAGGCUUAUGGCAAAUGGCCAACAACAAAUCACGGGAGCUUGACUGGUCGGACGAGAUACAAGGAAUGGUUUUGUCCGCGCACUAUUACGGUUACUUGAUGUCACCCAUGUUUGGAGGCUAUCUAGCCACACGGUACGGGGGCAAGCAGGUCAUUGUCGUCUCCAUGACUACAACAGUGGUCGCCACACUCCUCACACCAGUCUCUGCCCUUUACAGUCCAUAUGCAGUGAUUGCCCUUCGAUUUCUGAUCGGUUUGAGCACGGGCCCAGUCUCUCCGGCAAUGCAAGAGAUCCUGAACAAAUGGGCCCCAGUUAGUGAUAAAGUUAAACUUAUAUCCUACUCUUGGGCAGGUGACCCAGCCGCCAUGGAAACAAGUGGUGACGUCACUUCCGUUAAUGGCAUGCUUGUUUUGCCAGUUUGUGAACGCCACGAACCAGAUAGUGGCUGGAACGACUUUACCGUUGUACAUGAGGGACGUGCUGGCUUACCAUGUCGAACAGAACGGACUGUUUUCCGCUUUACCUCCGAUUGGAAGGUUUACAGGGAUGCUCAUCUUCGGUUACCUCUCCGACUAUAUGGGCCAAAAACAGGUGUUUUCCCCGACCAUCACAAGAAAGAUAUUUUUGGCAGUAGGUAUGCCAGUGUACUAGUGGGUGCUCUGUUGACAGUAAGUGGCAUCGCGGGAAUUCUUGUUCCUUUAGGGGUAACAGUUCUCACAGCAGACGGCACUCGAGAACAAUGGCAGCUGAUAUUUAUCAUAUGCACUGUCUUAUGCGUGGUAGCUACGCUGAUAUUCAGUCUGCUCGGAAGUGCUGAAGAACAAAACUGGGCCAAAUAUCAACCUUUGGAAAUGGAAGUGGAGGGAGACACUGGAAGUACUAGACGAACACAUUGAACUGGUUCUUCAGCUGGUCCACCAGGAUUCAUUAACCAAUGCGUGCUGAUUCGAAAGAUCGGCUAUUAAGUGAGAUCGGAAUAAAGAAGGGGGUGUGUUAUUUUGAAGAAUUUUUAUUAAACAUCUUCGAAUCUGUUGCAUAUAUCAAGGAAACUGUCUGGCGUAAAGCGCAACGAACCAACUAGAGUAAAACCUUUACGCGCAACCCAUCUGCCAGGGUCUCCUUUCAAACCGGGGUAUACCUCUAUAAU